Messenger RNA from Macrobrachium nipponense, 456 nucleotides. RefSeq names its product CCHC-type zinc finger nucleic acid binding protein-like. Bases 1 to 456 code for a protein of 151 amino acids. Gene Ontology annotation, biological process: positive regulation of cytoplasmic translation. NCBI's taxonomy places the organism in Eukaryota, Metazoa, Arthropoda, Malacostraca, Decapoda, Palaemonidae. Gene Ontology annotation, molecular function: mRNA binding; translation regulator activity; single-stranded RNA binding. Gene Ontology annotation, cellular component: cytoplasm. The transcript has a single exon. The record is from RefSeq and is a predicted model, not a curated record.
AUGGCAGAGCGAGUGGUUGAUAGGAGCGUUAGAGCAAGUACUGUGAGUGUAGUUAUCCCUAAAAGAGAUAGGAGUGCGGGUGUCAGAAGAGUAGGGUCAGUUAGUUGUGAGCAAGAACAGCAGUAUUACAGAUGUGGUAAGCCAGGACACAGGAAGAAUGAAUGUCGGUGGGCGUUAGGGGUGUGUUUCGGGUGUGGGCAAAUGGACCAUUUGGUGAAUGAGUGUAAGAAAGAUAGGGGUAUUAAGUGUUACAGGUGUGGGCAGAUAGGGCAUAUAGCUAGUGGAUGUCCGGGUACCCGUGUGAGCGAGGCCUGCGGUAAUUAUGGGAAGAGUGGGCAUUAUGCUAGGAUGCGUAAGGAGCCGCGCGUGAAGUGUGUUGAAUGUGGAAUGGAAGUUCAUGUGGAGAGUGUGUGUAGGCGAAAGAGGAUGAGUCAGGCUGGGAAUUCAGGAAACUAG